AUUUUGAAUAAGGUCACCACCCGGAGUUCCGUGGGAGAAAAACUUGGUGAGGAGAUGCCCUUCCCCGCUACGCGGGACGGGAAGGAUGCAACCUGCUGGAGGAACGCGUGUAACGCGGCGGUAAUCGCGCUGCACCACCCUAGCACUUAAUAAUUGCCUGUUAAAUGGAUGAGUGAAUUAAUUUCUAUAGUGUUACAAUACUUUCACACCCAUCGUCUGACUCCUUCCGACAGCACAGCGAGGCGGGCACGGAUCAUUCCCAUUUUGCAGAUUACUGGUGUUGCCUCAAGUGACCACUUGUGUCAGAAACACUUGGAAAAUUGACUGACAUGCAGAUCCGUGGGCCACUCUCCAGCCCCACUGAAUCAGAUACUUUGAGGUGGGUGUCAUGUGUUUUUUUUUUUACAAGCCCCCAGGUGAUUCUCAAACACAGUACUGUGGAGAACCAUCGUCCAAACCAGUCUUGAUGCUGCCCCCAGUGCUGUCUUGAAACACUAAGUCUGGCCCUGUCACCCCUGCUUAGAACAACUCAGGAGGCCCCCUGCCUGAAGAAAUUGAUAGUAACGAGCCAUUGCAGUCGGGAUCUGGCAGCAGAGGCUGUGUGUGGUCGGAGAAAUGCUUGAGAGGAUAACAUCCGAUUUAGGAGUGGACAGGGUAGAAGCAAAUCAAGAGUGGUAGAUGCUGUGCCAAGGAAAGUAAGGGAUCCUAGGUUCGAAUCCUGUGUCUGUUCGCAAUUCGCUCCGCGACCUCAAACAAACGACCUCAGUUUCAUCUAUAAAAAGCUGGUAACCAUCGUCAGUUGCCAGGCCAUGAAGAGAGUCAACGGAAAUAAGUUUUUAUUCUAGGGCACCCGCUCUCUCUCAGGUAAAAGCCGCGCCCCAAUCAGGUACUGCCGCGCCAGGGCCGCGGGACAUCUCGGGAUUUGUGGUCCACCCGGCGGAACUCGCGGUCCCGGCAGGCACCGCGGCGGCGGCAGGGCGACGUGGCGCGGCCGGCUGCGGCUGCGCAGGCAGGUGGAGCAAGAUGGCUGUGGAGCUGGGCGUGCUGGUCGUCCGGCCCCGGCCCGGAACCGGGCUGGGUAGAGUGAUGCGGACCCUCCUGCUGCUGCUGUGGCUGGCGACGCGCGGAAGCGCGCUCUACUUUCACAUCGGAGAGACGGAGAAGAAGUGCUUUAUUGAGGAGAUCCCAGACGAGACCAUGGUCAUAGGAAACUACCGGACGCAGCUGUAUGACAAGCAGCGGGAGGAGUACCAGCCGGCCACCCCGGGGCUUGGCAUGUUUGUGGAGGUGAAGGACCCAGAGGACAAGGUCAUCCUGGCCCGGCAGUAUGGCUCCGAGGGCAGGUUCACUUUCACCUCCCAUACCCCUGGCGAGCACCAGAUCUGUCUUCACUCCAAUUCCACCAAGUUCUCCCUCUUUGCUGGAGGCAUGCUGAGAGUUCACCUGGACAUCCAGGUAGGUGAACAUGCCAACGACUAUGCAGAAAUUGCUGCUAAAGACAAGUUGAGUGAGUUGCAGCUACGAGUGCGACAGCUGGUGGAACAAGUGGAGCAGAUCCAGAAAGAGCAGAACUACCAGCGGUGGCGAGAGGAGCGCUUCCGGCAGACCAGUGAGAGCACCAACCAGCGGGUGCUGUGGUGGUCCAUUCUGCAGACCCUCAUCCUCGUGGCCAUCGGUGUAUGGCAGAUGCGGCACCUCAAGAGCUUCUUUGAAGCCAAGAAGCUUGUGUAGCUGUCCCAGGUGUCACAACCCAUCCUCCCAGGCUGGGGGAGAAAGGACCUCCUGGAACUGACUUCUUCUGUCAGGAGGACUGGUUUCCAGCCACACCUGUUCUGGAAGGGAGAGGGGCUGGAGGCACCCACAGGCACAAGCUGAAGGCAGCAGCUUGGCUAAUACUGAGCAGGUGGUGGGGCAAAUUCCUGCCCUGUCUCUCUGGCCUCUGAGCCCUUUGGCAGUAAUCACCCAGGGGCUGGUAAAGCCCCUCCUCUUGGCACCUCAGAAUCACAGUGUUACUGAUCAGGGAUGUGAGGCUGCUGUUGGGGGUUGGGGGAGGGGAAUGGGCAGGCAAGCCAGUCUUCUGUCUUCCUUUGCUAACUUAGGGUUUUAAGCAAGUUGGGGUAUGGUGCCUGUCAUACCCACCUGCCACCCUGGGAACCUCACUGUUCUCUCUUUCAGCCUAGACCUGCUGAUCCAGGGUGUGUGUGAGUUGAGGGUGGGUGGAGGGGUUUGCAGUAUGGGAAUGUGGCCCUGCGGUUGACCUGAGCUGCUUCACAUGGUUGUCCAUUCUGGGGCUUAAAGAACUGGGACCAGGCCAAGUAGAGGCCUUGGUGCUGGUUGGGGUGGGGCCUACAGAGUCUUAGUUACUGAUUUCAUUUUCAAUAAAUUUAGGUUUGUUACAUGAGUUUCCCAAUUAAAAAAAAACGACUUCUUGUCCA
Symphalangus syndactylus (siamang) is the source of this 2435-nucleotide messenger RNA. It is a transcript of the gene TMED9, whose product is annotated as transmembrane p24 trafficking protein 9. NCBI's taxonomy places the organism in Eukaryota, Metazoa, Chordata, Mammalia, Primates, Hylobatidae. The record is from RefSeq and is a predicted model, not a curated record.